AUUUUUGGAGCGCAGGCGUGCAGUAUGAGAAAUACUACAUUGCGUGCUAGAAAACAACAAAAACAACAAAUGAAAACAAAACAAGUGACGCCAAGCGUCGGGGGCGUUGUUGUUGUAGCGUCUGCUGGUCUGCUGCACUGCACUGCAGUGGUGCAUCGCGUCGGCUUCCUCAUUUGCUUUCAAUUGCGGCAAUUGGUGGAGGCGAGGGUGGCGCAAUGCGUCCGCGGUCGCCCCUUUUUCGGGCGUAGCGGUAUUGCUUCGCUCGCUGCGAGGGAGUUGUGCCUGGGAAGAGGAGCGUCUAACCAUACCCAGUGUUGUUGUGCAGCCCUGCAGCCCAAGCCUAGACCGUAGACAAAGGCCCAAGGAAAAAUGACUCAGCCCACGAACACCAUCAGCCUGCCCCCGGACCCGUCGGAGAGCUGGUGGCCUUACAUCAUAGCCACCAUCGUGGCCAUCAUUUCCAUGCUCAGGUCCUAUAUGGGAGGUAGAAGUUACAAGAGUUCAAAGAACCUUACAGGAAAGCUGGUCAUUAUUACGGGUGCAAAUACUGGCAUUGGGUUUGAAGUGGCCCGUGACAUGGCUGAAAGAGGUGCUCGAGUUGUAUUGGCCUGUAGAAAUCGUAUAGCAGCUCAGACAGCAUCAUCUCGAAUAACUAGAAUGGUUCCAAAUGCUAUUCUUGACAUCCGUGAUUUGGAUUUAUCAUCUUUACAGUCUGUUGUUGAUUUUGUACAAAAGCUUCCAUACAACAAUGUCAACUACCUUAUUUUAAAUGCUGGUGUGGUGUUUCACCCUUUUCAAUUAACAGAAGAUGAGUUUGAGACACAUUUUCAAGUUAAUUAUUUAGGCCAUUUCCUGCUGACCAGGCUGCUGAUGUCUAAAAUGUGUACCACUCCAGGGUCACGGGUUAUUUCCAUGACAUCCCAAUCACACUUUGCUGCAGACAUAUGUCUGCAUGAUUUGAAUCUCCAGAUUAACUACUCACCAAGGAAGGCAUAUGGGCAGAGUAAACUUGCUCUAUUGCUCAUGACUCAAUAUCUGGGAAUGAUGUUGCAAGGAACAAAUGUCAACUUUAUGGCUGUCAACCCAGGAUUAGUGAGAGGAACAAAACAUGUUUCGAGUUCACCAGUUCUCAGUGAAUCUUUUCUUCUCCGGAUGGCCAUGCACCCUUUAAUGUGGCUUUUCAUGAAAUCACCAAAACAAGGAAGUCAGUCUGUGAUUUAUGCAGCUCUAGACCCAGAAUUAGAUGACAUCCGUGGUGCUUAUAUUUGUGAUUGUGAAAUUGCCGAGCCUUCGCCAUUGGCUAGUGACAAGAAGCUUGCUGCUGACCUCUUUGAGAGGUCUCUCAGCCUUGUAGCCGCAAAAGCAAUAGCUGCAGGAGUUUCUCAGAUUUGGAAAACCGAUAAAUCUGAUGCAGAGAACUAAAGAGAUGUGUCUUUUCAUUCCAUAAAUUUUGCAUGAGAACAUGUCACCUGCAUAACUCUGCUAGAAUUGUUGAGAUGAUGCACAACUAGAACUUCAUCAUGAUUCAAUCUAAUAUUUGUCUUUGACAUUGGUCAAAUUUAUUAAAAAUGUUUGGAACUGCCAAGCAAACUUCAAGUACUUGAUGUUUUCCAGUUGAUCAUCACCUCAAGUUUAUAAGAUUCAUAAAAUGUAAAAUAGUUUUUCUAUUAGUUGUGUGUGUUCCGAGUGCUUUUUCUAAACCAGGAAUUUUAAUUAGGUAACUAGAACAAAAAAGUCAAAAUUUUGCCAAAGAACACUGACAAUUUAUGUGACAAAUGUUUAAUCUCAACACCAAAGAGUUUUUGUUUGUUUUCAACAUUUUGUAUUUUGCUUCCCUACAUUCCUUUUUCUAUUAUUUAUGAAUUUAUGGCCAGGGAUCCUUAACUUACCUCAAAAGGGCAUCAUAAUGUUAUCGUACGAGUUAAAGUUGUAACCCUUAAUUAACUUCCGAAUUCUUUUCAAAGGGAUAAGUUUUUUUUUCUUGUGUCUCGAAUUUUUGUGGAGAUACUUUUGGAAGUAUGCACAGUACUUGCAAAAGUCCUUAUGAAAGCAGUGUUAGUUAGGGGCUGUUCAUAAAAUACGUCACGCGUUUUUGGGUCAUUUUUGACCCCCCACCCCUCCCUCAUCACAACUUCGUCACAUUCGGCUGACCCUCCCUCCCCCCCACCCACUUGUGACGUAUUUUUUGGGCAUGAGCGAGAAAUCACGCAAAAUGCAUGAGUUUAUUUCAUUUUCUCUUAGUCUUUACACAAUAGAGUAAAAUAAACGCUUCCGUAAGUUAAAAACAGUUAAUUAACUUCGCGGGAGGGCGUUUUCAUUGCUUACCCACCCGAAAAUGUCGUAUCAAACCUGUAUUUUCAAAAAUACGUCACAAGACCCAACACCCCUACCCCCCUCAGCGUCACAACUCAUCACACCUCGCCGAUACCCCCACCCCCCCUAAAACGCGUGACGUAUUUUAUGAACAGCCCCUUAAAUGUUAAGUAAAGUUAAGGAUCCCUGUUUAUGGCUAUAAGAUUUACAUCUUCUGCAGGAUCUAGUCCAGCUGUAUUAAGUACAAAUUUUUCAUUCCAUUCAUGCAAGUACUAAGUUUGUAAUGACAAUUUUGUCAAAAGUUCACUUUUUAUCAUUUUUACUAUAGGUUUAUCAUUUAUUUUUUAAUGAAUUUUACUCAAGGCAUGUGCCAUAUUUAGGUUACAUUUUGAUUGAAAUUAAUAAAUGCUGCUGUUUUUUAAAAAUAGAAAAAGCAUGUGUGUAUUUAUGUAUUGUGUGUUCAGGUGUGUUCAUGCUCAUGUUGCCUUGGGUGGUGUAGCGUAGCUGGCUCGACAAAGAUCUUGUAGCUUCUUGUGUUAUGUGUCCACUGAGCUACGUCACCAACGCGCCAUGAGCGUGAUAGCACCUUUAGUGUAACUUUCUUAUUGUGUGUUUUUGUGUGUCUUAUUGUUUAUUUGUUGUGGUAUAGAUUGGCUACCCUUCUUUCCCUAUAAGUCAUCAUUGAAGGGAGUACUUCUCAUUAUAAGACAAUGCCAAACUAGCGUUCUAGUCAAUGCUCCAAAUGCCAAUGCUUCCCAAAAGUAUGGGAAUAAUGUAAGUUAAAUUGUCUAUAAAUGUGUUAAAUUAUUCCUGUGAUGUGAAUUUUGCCUCAUGUGGUCUAAUCCCUCCAGUGUGUGACUCGAUAUAUUUAUUGUCCAUUCAUCCUGACUCAAUGAAGCCUAGGAGUCAUUAAUCAAUAAAGGUUCCAGUCUCAUGAAAGUGAGUUCAAGGAAUGUAGAACAUCUGC
Molecule: messenger RNA, 3280 nt
Organism: Thrips palmi
Lineage: Eukaryota; Metazoa; Arthropoda; Insecta; Thysanoptera; Thripidae
Product: retinol dehydrogenase 12-like
Exons: 7
Coding region: 370-1422 (350 amino acids)
Source: RefSeq, a predicted model, not a curated record